AUGGACUUCAAUGAUAUGCCUAAACCUGAUUUGAAAGUUCUAAAAGAAUUAGGAAACAGCUUAUGGCAACAAGAACAGCAGUACAAUGUAAAAGAAGAGGAAGCAGAACAUCAUCGUCUGUUCAACCAACUAAAUAAAGAACAAGAAAAAGUAUACAAGGCUGUUUUGGAAUCCAUCUACAACAAUAUGGGAAAACUAUUCUUCCUCUAUGGCCCUGGAGGAACUGGGAAGACAUUUGUCUACAAGACAAUCAUCUCCAAAUUAAGAUCCGAAAAACGGAUAGUCCUACCUGUUGCUUCAUCUGGCAUAGCAGCAUUGCUUCUCCCUGGGGGAAGGACAGCCCAUUCAAGGUUCAAGAUACCUCUUAUAGUUACUGAAGAUUCCAUCUGCGAUAUAAAGAAAGGUACAAUGCUUGCAGAGCUAUUAAUCAAAACUGACUUGAUCAUAUGGGACGAAGCACCAAUGUCUCAUCGCCACACAUUCGAGGCUCUGGACAGAACAUUGAGAGACUUGCUCUCCACAGAAGACUGUUUAGCGUGCGAAAAACCUUUUGGAGGAAAAACAGUGCUACUCGGCGGAGAUUUUAGGCAGAUUCUCCCGGUGAUACGACAUGGAACAAGAGCAGAUACGGUACUUGCAUCUAUAAGCCACUCAUAUGUAUGGAAUUCCUGUAAAGUAUUUAUGCUCGAAACAAACAUGAGACUACACCAUUCAGAAACAAGGUUCGAUGCUUGGCUUCUAACUAUUGGAAAUGGAACCGCACCAACAUUUGAAACAGAUGAUGGCAUUGAUGAAGAUGAUGGUGAAGUCGUACAAGUUCAUCAUUCGUUUUUUCUGAAACCAAAAGGACAUGAACUCCAACAAAUCAUUGAAGCAGCAUAUCCGCAACAACAAAGCUCCCACACCACCUUGCAAUAUUUGACAGAAAGAGCAAUCCUAACUCCAAGGAAUGAGUAUGUCGAUGAGAUAAAUGCCUACAUGUUAGCUCAAGUGUCGGGGGAAGUGAAAGAAUAUUUAAGCUCAGAUAGCAUAGGUAAAGCGGAUACAGUCGGAGAAGAUUAUGAAGCUCAAUACCCU
This is a messenger RNA of Camelina sativa (false flax), 1077 nucleotides long. NCBI's taxonomy places the organism in Eukaryota, Viridiplantae, Streptophyta, Magnoliopsida, Brassicales, Brassicaceae. The record is from RefSeq and is a predicted model, not a curated record.